Molecule: messenger RNA, 2270 nt
Organism: Carassius carassius (crucian carp)
Lineage: Eukaryota; Metazoa; Chordata; Actinopteri; Cypriniformes; Cyprinidae
Product: gastrula zinc finger protein XlCGF46.1-like
Exons: 17
Coding region: 268-1899 (543 amino acids)
Biological process (GO): regulation of transcription by RNA polymerase II
Cellular component (GO): PcG protein complex; transcription regulator complex; nucleus
Molecular function (GO): RNA polymerase II cis-regulatory region sequence-specific DNA binding; DNA-binding transcription activator activity, RNA polymerase II-specific
Source: RefSeq, a predicted model, not a curated record
ACCCAAGUAGUCUACCUGUGUUGCUAUUUUGCUCAUGAACACUUUUAGUGACGUUGCAGCAAGUGUGCGCGUUCUCGUGGAGCUUUUCCGGUGGCGUUUCCUGUGUUUGUAAACUGACUUGAGUGGGAAUAAAAGAGCGAAAUAGAGCAGAACUAAGAAAAGACAUUGCUGCCCCAUGAUAGAGUCCGCUGAGACUUGUGUGACACUUGGUCCAAACUGACGUCUCAUCUGCACAUCUCGCCUGUCUCUCAACCGCUGUCCUCCACCAUGUCACACAUACCCGGCAGCUCGGUCCGGGACCACAUGAAAUGGGCAGGGCUGUUGGGAUGUGAAGCGGUGCUGUCCAGCAUGGCUCUGAUGCAGGCCAGCUCCAUCGCCGCUCCUAAGAAAAUGAUGUCGCCGUUGGGUCCGGCUUCAGGCCACGGUUCAGCUCCGAGGGAUGCUCAGGACCGUGGGACGCAAGGACACAUGGUCUUACCAACGAGCAUGACCUGCCCUCCACUGCUUCUGCGGAAGGAGGCUGAUUUUACAGCUUCCCGACUGCUGGAUGGGAAGGAAGUGAGACCCGAUGAAGACAUGCAGCUGAAGAAAAAGAACAGGAAGUCAGGAACACCCUCAAAAGUGAGAGAGCAGGAGGGGCAAGCGGGGAAGGCGGUUGUGGAUGAAAAUGGAAAUUGUCCACUUUCAAAAGUGCAGAAGAACUUUAUCUGUGAUCACUGUUACGGAGCGUUCAGGAGCGGAUACCACCUGAAGAGACACAUUCUCAUUCAUACUGGAGAAAAGCCGUUUGCUUGUGCUGUGUGUGACAUGAGAUUUAUUCAGCGUUACCACUUGGAGCGACACAGCCUCACUCACACUGGAGUGAAGCCGUUUGCUUGUUCAGUGUGUGACAUGCGGUUUUUCCAACGCUACCACUUGGAGAGGCACAGCCUCACUCAUACGGGGGUCAAACCAUAUGCUUGCACCAUGUGUGACAUGAGAUUUUUCCAAAGAUACCACCUUCAGCGACACAGCCUCAUUCAUACGGGGGUGAAGCCGUAUGCUUGCUCCAUGUGUGACAGGCGUUUUUUCCAACGUUACCACCUGCAGAGACACAGCCUCACACAUACGGGAGUGAAGCCGUAUGCUUGUUCCAUGUGUGACAUGAGGUUUUUUCAGCGUUACCACCUGCAGAGACACAGCCUCACCCAUACGGGGGUGAAGCCAUUUGCUUGCUCAAUGUGUGACAUGCGGUUUUUCCAACGCUACCAUCUCCAGAGACACAGCAUCACCCAUACGGGGGUGAAGCCGUAUGCUUGUUCCAUGUGUGACAUGCGUUUUUUCCACCGUUACCAUCUUCAGAGACACAGCCUCACUCAUACGGGGGUGAAGCCUUAUGCUUGCACCAUGUGCGACAUGCGUUUUUUCCAGCGUUACCAUCUACAGAGACACAGCCUCACCCAUAUGGGAGUGAAGCCGUAUGCUUGCUCGAUGUGUGACAUGAGGUUUUUUCAGCGUUACCACCUGCAGAGACACAGCCUCACUCAUACGGGGGUGAAGCCGUAUGCUUGCUCGAUGUGCGACAUGCGGUUUUUCCAACGUUACCACUUGGAAAGACACAGCCUCACUCAUACUGGAGAGAAGCCGUUUGCUUGUGACAUGUGUGACAUGCGCUUCAUUCAGAGGUACCAUCUGGAGAGACACAAGCGUGUUCACAGUGGUGAAAAGCCUUACCAGUGUGAGCGCUGCCAACAGAGCUUCUCGCGGACAGACCGACUGUUGAGACACCGGCGACUGUGUCAGGGUCGUGGAGUGGCUAAAGUGGAGGCCCAGCCGUGCUCUUUCACCCAGGAUCCUCCCGCAGCCCCUCCUUCCACAUGGAGUCCUCUCCAUCCCGCCCCGGGACGCCUCGCUGUCUGACACCGUCCUCUUUAGACGACAGCACACCCAGACCUCUCUCAGAUCCACUGGCACCGUGGCUCCACCUGCUGACAGAGAGAUAUGCUACAGACAGGAAGAGCGGAAAUCCUCCUCUCUUGUUUCUUUGUUCAGAAACGAACAAGGUUGUUUGAACAUUGAGGGUUGUUUUAUACUUUUUGGUAAUAUAUUGUGGUGUACUUUUAAGAGGUGAGGAACAAAAAAACACACCUAACAUGAGAAUUUCAUGUUACUAACCAAAACAAAAAACAUAAAAAAGGUACAACCCAUCAUCUAUUGACUGACAUACAUUGAUACUUACUAUAUGUAAGAUGUAACAGCAUUGUGUGAUGUAUAGGCCUGCUGUAAAGUGC